UCAAACCCCCAAGAUGGCGGCAGCGUCGGAGGAGCGGAUGGCUGAGGAAGGAGGCGGCGGCCACGGCGACAGCGGCUCCUCUUCGGCCAUCGGCUCUACCCAACGACUGCCCCCACCGCCCCCGCCCCAGGCCCCGCAGCCGGGGUCCCAGGCGCCCCCAGGCUCGGCGCUGGCUCCGGACCAGCUGCCUCAAAACAACACGCUGGUGGCGCUGCCCAUCGUAGCCAUCGAGAACAUCCUCAGCUUUAUGUCCUACGACGAAAUUAGCCAGCUACGUCUGGUUUGUAAAAGAAUGGACUUGGUCUGCCAGAGAAUGUUAAAUCAGGGAUUUCUAAAAGUGGAGAGGUACCAUAAUCUAUGUCAGAAACAAGUUAAAGCACAACUUCCAAGGAGAGAGUCGGAAAGGAGAAACCAUUCACUAGCUCGUCAUGCAGACAUCCUUGCUGCAGUUGAAACAAGGCUAUCACUACUAAACAUGACUUUCAUGAAGUAUGUGGAUUCCAACCUCUGUUGCUUUAUCCCAGGAAAGGUUAUUGAUGAGAUUUAUCGUGUGUUGAGAUAUGUGAAUUCUACCAGAGCCCCUCAACGAGCUCAUGAAGUACUUCAAGAAUUAAGGGAUAUUUCCUCCAUGGCAAUGGAAUACUUUGAUGAAAAGAUUGUUCCAAUUCUAAAGAGGAAAUUACCAGGAUCAGAUGUAUCUGGAAGACUCAUGGGCUCUCCUCCAGUUCCAGGACCUUCUGCAGCCCUAACAACAAUGCAGCUUUUCUCCAAGCAAAACCCUUCGAGACAAGAGGUUACCAAACUUCAGCAGCAGGUUAAGACCAAUGGUGCUGGUGUGACUGUUCUCAGGCGUGAAAUUUCUGAGCUUCGCACCAAAGUGCAAGAACAGCAGAAACAGCUUCAAGACCAAGACCAGAAACUGCUAGAGCAAACCCAGAUCAUAGGUGAACAGAACGCGCGGUUGGCAGAGCUGGAGCGCAAACUGCGAGAAGUCAUGGAAAGUGCAGUGGGAAACUCCUCAGGGUCCGGGCAGAAUGAAGAGUCUCCUCAGAAACGAAAAAAGGCUGCAGAAGCCAUAGACUCGCUUAGGAAAUCUAAACGCCUCCGGAAUAGAAAGUAAAUCGAAGUGUGGUUCUAGCUGCAGAGGAAGACACUGGCUUAGCAGCUUAAGCAAUUAUGCGUAUCAGGAUACUGUGAGCAGCAUAGUGUCUCUUAGGCUUCUAGGCUUUCAGAACACAACUUAAACUUGAACUGUCAUGAUUGGGACAUUCUUUUCCCGCUUCUCCUGGUUGAACUGAUGCACAGAAUCUUUUUACUUUGCAAUAGAUUUGUACUAACCAGACCUGUUCUAUCAUGUUUAAGGAGUUAACUUUUUUUCUGUGCAGAUAAUGUUUAAAGUAAGUUUAUUUGUUUCUGCGUAUAUGCACAUUACAUAAGGAUCUAAAACGAACCAAUCUUGAUAGACUAGAAGUUAAGUUUAAUACAGAAAAUGUCCUGUUCACUUGAAAGAAAAGAUCUACUUUUUCAAUGGACAAUAUCUUGUUUAAAAAAAGUUGACUUUUUGUUAUAAGUGACCUUUGUCUGGAAUGUCUGAAAAGUAGUAAAUGCUUUUUGGUAUUGAAAUAAUGGGUAACUAAAAAUGGACUUCCAUAGUAUUGACUGUAGAAGGGGCCUCUACAGUAUUGACUAUAUAUUUUUAUAAAUUGCUGGCAAGGGAUUUAUCCAGUUGUUACAUAUGUUUUCAGUUCUCUUUGGGGGCCAUGUCCUACAUUUGCAUGGAUGGAUGCAUGCAUUGCCUAGUCAGCUCACUUAAAAAGCUCUUGCACUGGUGUUGAUCUUGAACCUCUAUACUUCUCCACUUUUUAGAGCAGUGUCUUGGUUUAUUUAAGUGCUUAACAUCUUCCACCACAAUGGCUUGCCUCUAGGGGAAGGGAUUUAUUAGUCCAUUUGUCCUCCAGUUUUACAGGCAUAAGAGUAGUAAAGCCCUGUUGCUUUACCUAUUCGCUGUAGGUUCAGGUAUACUGGCUAAGGCAGAACCCCAAAUUCCAAGGCUCUAUCAAUAUCAGACCCCUGGUAACUAGUACUGUUCCUUACUCUCACCACUGUGUGGGCCGUUGAUCCAAUGUGAUGACUGAGUAGGGACUCAACUUGUGGGAUGCAGUUUUGCCUUUGAAAAAAAGCUCAUUGAGAAAAUUUUACCAUAAACAAGCAUUUUGAUCAUUUCAUUUCUGGGGAAUGACCUGAGGGAAGCUUUUUAAUAAUUUCAAGCUUUCCUUUUCCUACAACUUUAAACAAAAGCUUUAAUUUCGUUUGCACUCCUAUUUUGAGCUUAUAACUGGAAAAGCAUGUCUUGCACUGUUCAACCUUCUGAGUGGUCACUUUAAACAACCUCCAAAUUGUGUACGGUGGUUAUUUUUCCCACUUGUAUAUUUUUGAAACAUUCAGCUAUACUGUCCUAGUUUUAUUUUAAUGUACUAAAUUAUGUAGUUACUAUUUACUGUUAAGUUCUUUUAAACAACUGUUGCUUUGGACUUCAGUUAUUUAAAAUAAAUUUAGGUGUAAUGUAGAAAACUAUCCCUUUCCGGGUGGGAGUUGGACACCUGUAUAAAUCUUAAGGUUUUGGUAAGUACCUUAGUUGAAGAAAAGCACAAGGGGACCACCUUUUUUAUCCAUCCAACAUGACAUGGAUUUGCAUCUUUUAGGUUAACUUCACCAAAUGAAAAUUUUUCUUACCCAUUUUUAAUACUGUCCUUCCAUAACAUUGUCCUUAGAUUUUGAUCAAUGCAAUGUCUCACUUUGAAACUCCAUUUACAAUGAAGUCUGUUUUCAAUGAAAUGCCAUAAGGUAACAUCCAAAUGUUUCAUGGUUUGUUGGGAAGGUAAUAUUAAAAUAAUAAAGUUUCCAAACAACACUUGUCAGCUAAGGUCAUCCAUAAAAGUCCACAUCUUGGGACUUAUUUUCUCAGCAGAUCUCAUUUUUGUAAUCAUAGGAUUUAGCCAUAUUGUCAUAACUUCGGAGGAGGCCUACUGGAAUACUCAUGGCCUUUAAUAGUCUACUUUCCUUGUUAAAGGAAGGCUUUUUUAAGUAACAAAGUACAUGUUUACAGGUUAACAAAGUAUGAUCCUUAUGCAUCAAAGGGAUAUAACCUCAGAUUAUUUCCUUAGUAGUUGUUAAUGACUCAUUUAAAGUUUCCUGAAUUUCUUUUUAAACUACAUCUAGAGACCCUAAAUGUAUCUACAGUCUUCCAUUAGUUAACAUGAGAAUUUGGCUUUCAUAAUGAGCAUUCACUCUAUUAGAAGGUAGAUUUGCUGUUUCAAAAUUCAAAUUUCUACAGUAUACACUGUAAUCACCUGUCCAUAAGAAUGAGUCGCACUUGUUAAUGCAUGAAUGUUCCGUAACAACAGAGAAUAAAACACUACAGUUCAGUUGUUUGUUUUAAAUCUUAUUAAACUACCUAGCUAAAAUAUGUUGGGAUAUUGCCUUGACCUAUUUGACAGUUGUUAUAUUUUUGGAUAGUAUGAAGGUAUUUAAAAUUCAACACACCACAAAUUAUUUUGAUCAACUAAAACUGACAUGUUACAGGGAAAUCGUAAAUUAGCUUCCUGAGAGAAAACCAUCCUACCCUGGAUUAUAUGACUAACUUAAAUGCUGUAUUAAUAUUGUGUUGUCCUAGAACAGCAUUUCAUAAGUGUUCUUGUCAUCUUCCCUGGCUGUUUUUCAGAAGAGACAUUUCUAUUUUAAUGGGUUGUUCCCACUUGCAAAUUGAUUAUUGUGCAACACUAAAGGAAAUGUGAACAGACAUAUGUGACAUGAAGACUGUACCCACCCCACCCCAGCAGGGUGUUCUGCUAUGUCCCACAUGGACUAGGCUUGGUUCUCACAUAUUCCUGAAAUGAUUAAUUACUUCAGAACAUGAGGUUAUAGAACCUGUUGUUUUACAAGCUCCUUUUUGAUGUACAAGCCUGGAAAUAAUGAUACAAAUGAAUUCAGAGCAAUCAUAUUUUGAAGACUAUUGGGGUGCCAUCAAAAGCCACUAGUUUUGGGGUCAACUUUUUUUGUAAAAUGUUCUUGGGGGAAUACUGAACUUUAAUGGGGCUUGCCUUAAUUUCUAGUAGUUUCAAAAUGUGUGUUGUUAUUCUACUUGUUAAAAUAUUUCUCUAGCCCCAAAGGUGGGUAACAAGUAUAAGUAAGGUUAAAUAAAUAAGCUAAAAAUUGUCACUACAGCUGGACUUUUGAGGAAAAAAGGAUGUGAACAUGAGGCUAUGUGUAAUUUUAAAAUGGCAUUGCACUAUUUUAUGCAUUAUUUUAUAUGCCAUUUCAUAGCCUGCACUUUAAUCUCCAAAGAAAUGAUGUUUGAUGUCCCAGUUGUUCCUUAAACUUUUUCCUAAGACAGGGCACUUGAUUCUAUUUUACUAUAUUAAAUUAGUUUCUUGGAGGCAGAUUUCUUUUUGAGUUCUCUAUUUCCUUAGCCAUAAUAUUUUCUAGGAUCUAGGAACUCCCGAUCUUGUCUAUUUCCAACAGUAUAUAAUUUUAAUUUAAUGUUAUAUAAAAUCUCAUCCUUGGUGACCAGCACAUUCCUAUUUCCUACUCCUGCAAAGAGUACCCAUUUAUUAUCAAAUUCUCUAGAAAUAACAUGCUGUAUGAUUUGAAGCAAGGAAUGCAAUGUUUCUGAAAGGACACAUCCUAUGUGAUGCAGUCUCUUAGAAAUGGUAAUUUCUAAUACAAAAUCCAGUUUUACAUACCCUAUAACUAUUUGGGGUGACUGAAUUCCUUUAACUUGUCCACAAAGGUUAGCAGGUUACAACUACUUGAAAAUAAAUAUUGCCUACCAUCUUAGGAGAAUUAAAAAAAAAAAGUGUACAAAAUGAAAUGAGCAAUUUGUUGACUGCUUGCCUACCAUGAUUUUAAUAGCAAAACAUUUAUGAUAAUUACAAUAGGCAUAAGUAAUGUUGGCCUUUUCCAGCUUCCUACAAAUCUUUAAUUUUGAAAUUCAAAAGUUACGUACAAGUUUUUCCUGUUUUGUCUGAAGAAAGCCAUAGUAUUUUGAAGCAUACUGGUAAUUUCUUAGGUCCAUUGCCAAAGUUUACUGGUCCAUAUUCAAAGCUAUACCAAAAGUUUAGACGUGUUUAAUCCAUUAUGUGGUAUCAUGUCUGUUUACUUAUGCUCAUGAGCAACAAUAACUAGCUUAACCUUCUGGAAUUUUAAUUGUUAUAAUUAAGUUACUUGAAAGUGAAAGAGCACCUCCCGGUCACACAACAGGGUACAUAAAUAAAUGUGUUGUUACCAGUG
This is a messenger RNA of Condylura cristata (star-nosed mole), 5289 nucleotides long. RefSeq names its product F-box protein 28 (gene FBXO28). The record is from RefSeq and is a predicted model, not a curated record. The transcript is spliced from 5 exons. Gene Ontology annotation, molecular function: protein binding. Lineage: Eukaryota; Metazoa; Chordata; Mammalia; Eulipotyphla; Talpidae. The coding region runs from base 14 to 1120 and encodes 368 amino acids. Gene Ontology annotation, biological process: protein polyubiquitination.